AUGAACUUAAUGAGACAACCUAUAGGACCUGGAGUCAUAAUACGAAACUCCAAGCGUCAGAUAGUGCAAAAUAUAAAAUGUUCCAUUAAAAAGAGACAAUUUUCAACACAGCAAUCUCAAUUUCGUAGCCCAAACUUUAUAAGGGGUGGUCUUAUUGGUUUGGGAGGAAUAACCAUAACAUCUAUAUUACUCCAGUCAACGGUACUCAAUGAUAUAGCACCUAUUGAUACGACUAUUCAUGAAUUAAAGCCUGUAAAGGAUGCAGAAACGUAUGAAAAUGGUCUCUAUGAAGCAUCUCAAAGGGAAGAAAUAGAACAACAUAAUAACUAUCGCCAUGACAAGCUACACAAGGGUAAUAAAUUAAAGCGGAUAUUCUACUACAUUAAAUUCUCGAUGGAAGACUUUUUAAUUGACCCAUUAAUUACUUUUGGAAGAUUUUUAGAAUUGUCGUUCCUUUUCGUGCCAGUAUUAAUCAGUUGUCCUAUUUGCUGGUUUGGGCACAAAGAUAAAUCAACUGGGGAAAAUAUCAGAUCCGGUGCUAAGCUUUGGUAUAGAUAUUUAAGAUGGUCGGCUGAAAAGGCUGGAGCAUCAUUCAUUAAGUUAGGCCAAUGGGCUGCAUCGAGAACAGACAUCUUUUCAAAAGAAAUGUGUGAUGAAUUAAGUAAUUUACACUCAAAUGCAAAAGCUCAUUCAUUAAAGGAUACAGUCAGAAUUAUAAGUAAGAGCUUUGAAGAUUUACCAUUCGAAGAAAUAUUUGAUGAGUUUAAUGAGAAGCCAGCUGGUGUUGGAGCCAUUGCUCAAGUUUACAUUGGAAAAUUGUCUAAUAAAGCAUUGAACAAGGUCAGACAUGGUGAGGAUUUGGAAGCAAAGGUGAAUCAACCUAGCAAAGGCAAACAAUUCUUGGAUAAUAUAUUAGUAACAGAACAUGGUGAUCCAUUGACGUCCAAUCAGUUCGUUGCAAUUAAAGUUUUACAUCCUAAUGUUGAAGUCAAAAUUAAUAGAGAUUUGAGAAUAAUGAAAUUCUUCGCUAACUUGAUUAAUUUGAUUCCAACAAUGGAGUGGUUAUCGUUACCAGAUGAAGUUGAGCAAUUUUCAAUUUUAAUGAGAUUACAAUUAGAUCUUAGAAUUGAAGGUUUAAACUUAGCUAGAUUUAGAAGCAACUUUAAAAAGAGACUAGACAUACAUUUUCCUAAACCCUACUUGAAUUUUACUACUAGGGAUGUGCUUGUUGAAGAAUAUAUACAUGCCAUACCCAUGAGUAAGCUUUUAUCGUUGAGCGAUAAUUUUGGAAAGAACUUAUCAAAAGAGGUUAGUGACAAAGGCUUAGAUGCUUUCUUGAAAAUGUUGAUUCUUGAUAACUUCGUACAUGCUGAUUUGCAUCCUGGUAAUAUGAUGAUUCGUUUCUAUAAGAAUGAGUUGUUCAAGCAUGAAAGAGAAUAUAAAAUUGUGAAGUCAAGUAAUGAACAAGAAACGAAUAAAAUAACGAAUGAAUUAUUAAGCUUAGGUGAGGAUAAUGAAAAAUGGUGUAAAAAAUUAUCAGAAUUAUAUGAAGACGGCUAUCAUGCAGAAAUAUGUUUCCUAGAUGUUGGUUUGAUCACUGAAUUGAACCAUCACGACAGAAUAAACUUUAUUGAUUUAUUUAGAGCAUUAUCUGAAUUUGAUGGUUACAAAGCAGGUGAGUUGAUGGUUGAAAGAUCUAGAACUCCUGAAACUGUAAUAGAUAAAGAAAUCUUUGCAUUGAAAGUUGACAAAUUAGUUGGUACUAUGAGGGAAAGAACAUUCACAUUAGGUAACAUCAGUAUUGGAGAUUUGUUAGAUCAAGUUCUAGGCAUGGUUAGAAAUCAUCAUGUUAGAAUGGAAGGCGAUUUCAUUACUGUCAUUGUUGCCAUACUCUUAUUGGAGGGAAUUGGUAGACAAUUAUAUCCAGAUUUAGAUUUAUUUGCAAGGUUCGUAUAUGCUUUACUAUUUGGAUUCCCCACUGAAAAUGAAGUUGGUAUAUCUUUCAUUUAA
Messenger RNA from Debaryomyces fabryi, 2010 nucleotides. RefSeq lists its product as uncharacterized. Gene Ontology annotation, cellular component: mitochondrion. The transcript has a single exon. Lineage: Eukaryota; Fungi; Ascomycota; Pichiomycetes; Serinales; Debaryomycetaceae. Bases 1 to 2010 code for a protein of 669 amino acids. The record is from RefSeq and is a predicted model, not a curated record.